Messenger RNA from Rodentolepis nana, 1389 nucleotides. The record is from the annotation of a GenBank genome assembly. NCBI's taxonomy places the organism in Eukaryota, Metazoa, Platyhelminthes, Cestoda, Cyclophyllidea, Hymenolepididae.
AUGCCAGUUGGUUGUUUUCCUUCGUUUCGAAAGAAGAUAAAGAAAUUUCAUAAAGACAAGGCUCCCUUGCCAAAGAAGGAAGAAGCCAACAAAGAUGCAUGCCAUGAUAAAAUAAAAUCAAUUGAAUCUAAAAAUCAUGUUGAGGCUAAACCUGAGUCGCCUGUCAAAGCAGAAGACCAACAUGAUCAUGAGGCUGUACCUGAUUUUAAGACUGAAACAGAGCAAAAUCAUCAAAAUGAUGUACCUGCAAAUUUAUCAGAGGUCCCUCAUGAAAAUUUCGAUAAUGUAGGUGGACUCAAUGAAAAUGAGGCCCAUUACGAAGUAGGGACAACUGCUGAGAAUCAUGAAGUAGACGAAUCAGUUAUUCCCCAUUCGGACGAACCUAUUUGUGAAAUAGCUCAGCAAUCAGAAAAAAUCUCUGAACACAAUGGGCUCCUUGAACCUGAUAUUCCUCAAGUGACUGAGGUACUUUGUGAGAGCGUUCCUCAACCGGAACUUGAAAUAGAAUCAGCAGAUACUCAGAAAUCAUCUGUUGUUAUGGAACAUAUUCAAGAAGAUGAACCUGGCGUACAACAAGAGACUGAUCAAUACAUUGUCGAAGAAAAGCCGCAUGAAGAGAAUCACGAGCAUGAGCAACAAAUUAACUCUAGUUUUACGGAACCGAGUUCUACUGAAGUGAUACAAUAUGAAGAACAUCAAGAGGAAAAGCAACCAGAAUAUCAUGAAUAUGAGCAGCAAAUCGAUUCCAAUUGUACUGAACCUGAAUUAAACCAUGCUGAAGGUAGUCAGCCUCAGGAACACCACGAACAGCAAUGUGAAUCCUCUGUUCUGGAACCUGAACAUGAUCAUGUUGAAGAAAACGUACCCCCAAAAAUCGAAGAACCAGAGAUUGAACAAGAAGGAUGUCUGCCAAGAGGAUUUCAUUGGAAGUUAGUCUCGACUCCAGUACCAGAGGGAGCUAUUGAUAUACACGAGCUCCACCUUCCAAUUCAUGUCGGUCUGGUAGAGACUUGCCAUGGAGAAAUACCCUGCAAGUAUGUGGAAAAUAACCGAUCAUUCUACGCUGGAAUUGAAGGUAGGGAAGAAGAUUUUGCUUACGGAAAAAUUCUCUGUUUGGAUCGAAGGGUCUGGAAUAAAAUUGAGUGCGAAUGGGUUCAUAUAAGUACUCCUGAUAUUCGUUCAAGGAACCUGGUUGCUGGGGCUCUUGAUGCUAAUGGAAAGCCAAUGUAUAUUGCUCGAGGAAUGAUCCCUCUUACCGGUCCAUGUCCCUAUUAUGAACUCAGCUCCGGUUGGGUUUCGGAGAAUCUAGAAGAAGCAAAUUUAGCUUUUGGUGGUGUUGAAUGGAAACAAAAAGAUUUCGAUGUGCUUACAUGGAAAUGUAUAAGCUAA